AUGGACGUAACAGCUGCACCUGAGACCGGUGCUGCUUCAAAUCCUAAUGAUAUUCUCCUGCCACCUAAUCAAGUGUCAGUUGAUCAGGCACCUUCGCCAAAGGAAGCACUUCAACCGGAGGAUUCGAGAGGAUCUUUCAACAGUAACAAUCAAAACAGGAACAAUCGAGGACAAAAUGGUUCCCAAACUCCAUACAAUGCACAAAAGAAACUGGUUGGACCACCUCCUCUGUUGCCACCUCCAGAUAUUCCAUUGCAAGACAGUCAUCAAGCACCUUCUGGGGCCAACAAUAAUGGCAACUACUCGAAUAACGCUUCUCAAUAUGUGCAACAAAAACAAUCUAAUCAAGCUGGUGUCCCUGCACCUAAUGUAAACAGACAACAGAGUCAAUACAACAAUGGUCCCUCGGCAAAGUCGAAUAAUGUGCCAUCACUGGCUUUAACAAAGAGUAGUUCACCUGUCAAGCCAGUUAACAGCUCAUCGAACGAGAGUUCUGGAGGAAAAUCAACUGUGCAAUCUUCUCGUGUUGAGAAGCAAACCACUUCAGAUACUUCUGGUGACUCAUCUCAGCUUGUGGCAGGCAAAAAGAACGGCAGUGGACUCACUCCAAGUGAAGAUUUUGAUAUGACAAAUGUCAAAGGCAAACCUCCCCCAAGAAAGCCAGUUGACCCUACUUUUAGAGGAUGGAAAGAAGUUGGUGGUUUCGAGGCUGAUGAUACUUUGACCGCAGCUGAUGAAACUGUUGACUUGUUAUCUAGGGGGUCCGUUUUCGAUCAAUACUUACCAGCUGUCGCUUACGGUGAUUGGUAUCACAACACAGCCUUUUUAAUUGUUGGUGGUCUCUUAUCUUGGAUCAUAGGAUGGUUCAGAUUCUCAGUGGCGCCUUUGUUUUUUGUCAUGGUUGUCUUUGCUAUCUUAUACAGAGCUUCAGUUAAGAAGUAUAGAGGUGUGUUGAGAGAACAAGCCCAGAGAGAGUUUUCAGUGAAAACAAUUGAGGACGAUUAUGAGACGAUGGACUGGUGUAACUACUUUUUGGAGAAAUUUUGGUAUUACUUAGAGCCAUCUAUUUCCCAAAUUGUCUGUGAUCAAGCAAACCCUAUUUUGGCUGGAUUGCCAAUUCCAGCAUUUGUCACUUCUGUUUGGCUUGACAGUUUCUCAUUGGGUACCAAGCCACCUAGAAUUGAUUGUGUGAAAACAUUAAUUGGGACCGCACCAGAUGUUGUUGUCAUGGAUUGGGGAUUUUCAUUCACACCCAAUGCCAAUGUCGAUGCCAACAACAAACAAUUGAAAAACAAUGUUAACGAAACGAUUGUUGUAAAGGCCACUGUUUUUGGUGUCACUAUUCCUGUCACCAUUGCCGACGUUUCCUUCAAGGGACUAGCCAGAAUUAGAUUAAGAUUGAUGUCUUCGUUCCCUCAUGUCGAAACUGUGAAUGUGUCGAUGAUAGAACCACCUCAAUUUGAUUUUAAUACGAAGCUUUUGGGAGAAGCGUCAUGGUGGUGGGAAGUUUUGGCUUUCCCUGGUUUGUAUCCAUUGAUUAACGAAAUGGUGAAGAAAUAUGUUGGACCGAUUGUUUUCAAUCCUAUGUCGUUCCAAUUGAAUGUUCAACAGUUGUUGGCUGGUAAUGCUUUGGACUCAGCUAUUGGUGUAUUGACAAUUCGUGUGGAUUCUGCUCGUGGUUUGAAAGGUUUCAAAUAUCUUGGCAAUACGUUGGACCCUUAUUUGACAUUUGGUUUCUUGAACAAAGUGUUGGCUAAAACAAAGGUUAUUGAUGACACCAGUCAGCCAGUAUGGAAUGAAACAUUGUACAUUCCAGUUUCGUCGUUAUCGGAACCAUUGACAAUCUCCGUAAUUGACUACAAUGAUAUCAGAAAGGACAGACAGGUUGGUGCAGUCCAAUUUGAUUUAGAAACAUUAGUUGAUAACCCACAACAAGAUCAUCUUACCGCCGCUUUUUUGAGAAACAACAAGCCUGUGGGUGAACUUCUCUUCGGUAUGACCUAUCAACCGGUUUUGCAAGAGGUCAAGCAAGCUGAUGGAGCUACUACACCUCCACCAGAUUUAAACACUGGUGUUGCUAGAAUUGAAAUCCCAGAAGCCAGGAAUUUGAAAGGGGGAGACAAGGGUGCAUCAACUAGUGUGCAACUUAUCUUUGAUGGUAAAUCGGUUCUUGAAUCAGCUGUCCAGAAGAACAACAAUAACCCUGGUUGGGGCGCAGUCACUGAGCAGAUUGUCUUCAACCGUGCAAAAGCUAGAGCAAAGAUUAUCAUUAAAGACAAAAAUGGCAAACCAGUUGGACAAGUCGUCAAGAGUUUGAAUGAAUUAAUUGACGCGACACAAGUUGAGCAAACGUGGUUCCCAUUGAGUAAAGGUGGUGAAGUUAGAAUCAGCACCAACUGGAAGCCAGUUCAAUUAGAAGGUGCUGGUGGUGCUGGUGGAUACACCCCACCUAUUGGAGUUAUCAGAGUUGGUAUUGAACAUGCAGAAGAUUUACGUAACUUGGAACAUAUUGGAAAGGUUGAUCCUUAUGCAAGGAUCUUGGUCAAUGGAUUUGAGAAGGCGAGAACUGCAGCUGUAGAAUCAUCUUUGGAUCCAACAUGGAAUGAAAUACAUUAUGUUACUGUUUCAUCUGCUAACCAAAGAUUAACCAUUGAAGCGAUGGAUGUUGAAAGUCAUUCUGCUGAUCGUACCCUUGGUUCAUUUGACGUCAAAUUGAAUGAGUUCAUUCAAAAAGAUGAAAGAGGAUUGUAUAUUGAACACGUUGAUAAAAAGCAAAGGACGUCAAAGUUGGUGCUGAAAAAGGGUCCAAAGGGUUCCGUAACCUAUACUUUAUCUUUCUACCCAGCCUUGCCAGUUAUGACAUUACAGGAUUACAGAGACGAGGAAGAAGAAAAGAAAGAAGCUGAAGAGAAAAAGAAGAAGGAGGAAGAGGAAAAGAAAACAAAUAAAAACCCUAGUGGGUUGCAGGAUGCUAAUGAGGAAAAGCAAGCUAGUCCUGAAGAAGAUAUUGAUGAUGACGAAGUCGACGACGAUAAUUUCGGCAAAAAGCUUAGAUUAUCAGUGGAUCAAUUGAUUGAGUACAAGAGUGGUAUUUUGGUAUUUGAGCUCCUUGAAGGUACGGUGUCAAAGAACGACACUUUCUUGCAAGUAUAUUCAGGAAACCAAGGUUAUCCUGAUUAUAUUAGUAGAGAAUUGACAAAGAACAAGUCUAAACUUGAAAUGACCGGGGACACUGUUAUCACCGAGCUUGAAUGGGCUGAAACAUGCUUCAGACUUGUCAAGGAUGAAGAUGAUAACAGGUUAGAUAAGUGUGUUGCUGAAACAAAUAUCCCAACAUUGCAAUUGAUCAAAAAUGGUUUGGGUCAACCUAUGACUGUUGAGUUGUCAGGCAAUGGACACGCAUCAUUUAAAAUGCAAUUCUCUUGGAUUCCAUUGAUUUACGCAUCAGGAGUGCCUCCGCAAGAUUCAAAAGACAAUUCUGGUAUUUUGUAUGUUGAGGUCAAGAAGGCAGUUGGAUUACCAGCUUCUGAUAGGAAUGGUAAAUCUGAUCCAUACAUGAAGGUUUAUCUUAAUACCGAGAAGGAAUCAUUCACGAAAACAAAGACAGUCAAAAAGACUCUUGAUCCAACGUGGAACCACAAAGGUGAAGUCGAAGUGGCUAACAAGUAUGACUCAACUUUACGUUUCGAGUGCUACGAUUGGGAUGCUGUGGAUGCUGACGAUUUCUUGGGUGUUGGAUACGUCGAGUUGGGUUCAUAUGACAUGAAAGACGGCUCAGUUGAAGUGGAAAUUCCAUUAGAAGGAGAAGAUGGAGAACCUGCAGGUAAAGCCUAUGCAGUAUUAUCAUUUGAGCCUAGGUUUGUCUUGAACGUUAAGCCAAAGAGUCAAUCUGCUGUAGGUACAGUAGGAAACGUUGGAAAGGGUGUUGGAAAAGGUGUCGGCAAGGGUGUCGGAGUUGUAGGAAAAGGUGUUGGAAAGGGUAUUGGAGGUGGCUUCAAAGGUUUGAGAAAAGGAUUACAUUUGGGAGGCCACCCGGAGAAGGAAUAG
Molecule: messenger RNA, 4047 nt
Organism: Lodderomyces orthopsilosis Co 90-125
Lineage: Eukaryota; Fungi; Ascomycota; Pichiomycetes; Serinales; Debaryomycetaceae
Product: tricalbin
Exons: 2
Coding region: 1-4047 (1348 amino acids)
Molecular function (GO): lipid binding
Source: RefSeq, a predicted model, not a curated record